AUGCCCGACGCCAAUGACCCUACCGGCCGGGCGGCUGCUCGCUCCAAGGCGGUAGCCGCCCUUAAGCCUACCAUUGAUGUCAUAAUCGAUCGCCAUUACAACUCCAAAGUCUACACUUCGGGUUCCGUCGUUGCUGGCCGCGCCAUUGUCAAGACGGCGCGCGACGUUGCCUUUGACCACUUUGACAUUGUCUUCACUGGCAUCGCCGCCACACGCCUAGACUUUGUCCAGCAGUACCCCUCACACUCAUUCAGACCUUUCCUGAAACUGCGCAUGCCCAUUUCCGAGGACGAUAUUCCCGAGGACCGUGUCUUCAAGGCCGGCCGCACAUACACCAUACCCUUCCACUUUGUCGUCCCUCACCAGCUCCCCAUUGGAGCCUGCAAGCAUCAGUGCGAUGUCGACACUGUCCUCGACCACCACUUGCGCCUGCCCCCGACCAUUGGCUUCUGGAGCGCUGACGACCUGGCCCCCGAGAUGGCCCAGAUCGAGUACGCCGUCAAGGCUCGCGCCGUCAAGCAGGACCGGGACGCUCCAGCUUUCAAGGUCAUGGAAGGCCAGCACGUCGUCAAGGUGCUCCCCGCCAGUCCUGAAGAUGCGCCCCUCGACAUUACAUUUCGUGACGAGCGUUAUACCAUGAGCAAGACCAAGACGAUUCGUAAGAACCUCUUCUCUGCCAAGACGGGAAAAUUGACGGCCACCUCGACCCAGCCCGAGGCCGUCAUGUUCUCCGCCGACGGCCGCGAUGCGUCCAUGCCGGUCGCGCAUAUCAAGCUCGAGUUCGUUCCCGACUCAGUCGACACCGCCCCGCCCAAGAUCAACUCGGUCUCGGGCAAGCUGCUAUCUACGACCUUUUUCGGCGCUGCCCCCGUCAACUACCUACCUAAUCUGGGCCCGCGUACCGCGUAUCACAGCAACCCGUGCCUCAACUACACCACGACGAGCAACCUCUUCAACACGCCUGUAGACAAGAUCUCUUGGCUGCAGGAAAAAGUUGACGCGGGUCGUCGCGACUCGGGCUACUCAACCUCGAACCUGUCGCCGGACAGUGACGCCGUAGGUAAGAGCAGCGGCAACAAAAAGGCCGCCUCGCCUAUCAAGCAUGUCGCCAGCCUCGAUCUUCCCUUCACCAUCACCAAUACCAACCGCAAGAUCUUCUUGCCCACCUUCCACUCGUGCUUAAUCUCACGUACCUACGUCCUUCAGCUGUGCGUCAGUGUCGGACCCACCAACACUACCAUGACACUGUCGGUGCCCGUCCAAGUCGGCGUUGAGACGAUUUACGACGAUCCCCAGGGUGGCGCGCUACCCAGCUUCGAGAGCGUCAUGGCCCGUGACCACGAGGCCGAGGCGGACAGCUACCUCCGCCCGCGCAUUCGCCGCGCCGCCUCUGACGACGCACCUCAGACCAACACUCUUUUACCUGGCUACAGCGAGCUGAGCCGUAGAGCGGCCAUGCAAGUAGCACCGGUCGCCUAA
Molecule: messenger RNA, 1479 nt
Organism: Beauveria bassiana ARSEF 2860
Lineage: Eukaryota; Fungi; Ascomycota; Sordariomycetes; Hypocreales; Cordycipitaceae
Product: arrestin-like protein
Exons: 1
Coding region: 1-1479 (492 amino acids)
Source: RefSeq, a predicted model, not a curated record